Messenger RNA from Tupaia belangeri chinensis (Chinese tree shrew), 1841 nucleotides. RefSeq names its product ArfGAP with FG repeats 2 (gene AGFG2). NCBI's taxonomy places the organism in Eukaryota, Metazoa, Chordata, Mammalia, Scandentia, Tupaiidae. Gene Ontology annotation, cellular component: membrane; cytoplasm; cytoplasmic vesicle. Bases 1 to 1455 code for a protein of 484 amino acids. Gene Ontology annotation, molecular function: GTPase activator activity. Gene Ontology annotation, biological process: intermediate filament organization; spermatid nucleus differentiation; acrosome assembly. The record is from RefSeq and is a predicted model, not a curated record. The transcript has 13 exons.
AUGGUGAUGGCAGCGAAGAAGGGCCCAGGCCCAGGUGGCGGGGUCGGCGGGGGAAAGGCGGAGGCAGAGGCGGCCUCGGAGGUGUGGUGCCGCCGGGUGCGGGAGCUGGGCGGCUGCAGUCAGGCCGGGAACCGGCACUGCUUCGAGUGCGCCCAGCGCGGGGUCACCUACGUGGAUAUCACCGUAGGCAGCUUCGUCUGCACCACCUGCUCCGGCCUCCUGAGAGGUCUGAACCCACCUCAUCGUGUCAAGUCCAUCUCUAUGACAACUUUCACAGAGCCUGAAGUAAUAUUUCUGCAGUCUCGUGGAAAUGAGGUUUGCAGGAAGAUUUGGCUGGGUCUUUUUGAUGCUCGGACAUCUUUAGUACCAGAUUCCAGGGAUCCUCAGAAGGUGAAGGAAUUUCUCCAAGAAAAGUAUGAGAAGAAGAGAUGGUACGUCCCCCCAGACCAAGUCAAGGGGCCUGCAUAUACCAAAGGCAGUGCUUCCACCCCUGUGCAGGGCUCCGUCCCAGAAGGGAAACCCAUGAGGACACUUCUGGGUGAUCCUAUGCCAUCUCUCUCAGCUCCUGCCUCCAUUUCAAGCCAGUCUGGCAGUCAAUCUCAGGCUCGGACAUCCCAGGCCCGGAGCUCUCAGCCACCUCCCCACUCCUCUGUCAAGAAAGCCAGUACUGACCUGCUGGCUGAUAUUGGAGGAGACCCCUUUGCUGCUCCCCAGGUAGCCCCAGCUUUUGCUGCAUUCUCAGCCUUUGGAGGCCAGACAUCUUCCCAUGGAGGCUUUGCCAACUUUGAUGCCUUUGGCAGUAGCCCCAGCCCUUCUGCAUUUGGAAAUAUCCCUCCAGCUGGCCAAGCCCCAUUCCAGGCCCAGCCAACACCCACAGCCAGUCGGAUGCUAACUGGAAGUUACAGCUUUGGGAGCAGCCAGGUGACUCCAUUUGGUGCGGCUCCUCUUGCACCUGCCAGUCAGCCAACCAGCCUCCUAGGACCUGGGGUGUCAGCUGGAGGGAUCCCUGGCAGCAUCUUCAGGAUGGCUGCCCAGGUCCCCACACUCCAGUCUGCCACAACAGGCGGCAGUGGCAGCACUGGGCUUGCCUUCGGAGCCUUCACCAACCCUUUCGCAGCCCCUGCAGCCCAGCCCCCGCUGCCUUCGACCAACCCAUUCCAGCCCAAUGGCCUGGCUCCAGGGCCCAGCUUUGGGAUGAGCAGUGCUGGGCCUGGCUUCCCCCAGGCAGUGCCACCCACUGGGGCCUUUGCGAGCACCUUCCCACCACCGCUGUUCCCCCCACAGACCUCUCUGGCUCAGCAGCAGAAUGGCUCUUCCUUUGGGGACUUAGGAUCAGCUAAGCUGGGGCAGAGGCCACUGAGCCAGCCAGCUGGGAUCUCUACCAACCCCUUCAUGACUGGAUCUUCAUCAAGCCCAUUUGCCUCUAAACCUCCAACCACCAAUCCAUUCUUAUAGCAUUGUGUCUUUGGGGGGCCUCUCUCCUGCUUUUUGGGGUCCCUCUACUCCCUAGAGCUCUAGUGACCACUUGCCUGUGUGCAUUCUGUGGGUCUAAGACCAAGAAUCGGCCUUGUUUUGCAGGGUAGGAGUCUGGGGAUGGUGGAGGUGCUAAUGCUUUGCUUGGGGCUUACAGAUGACAGAGCAGCUUCCAGGUCAGCUGCCCCAAAGCUUUCUCCUUUCCUCCCUCCUUCAACCCCCAUGCAGGCAGGAGGCCUAGGAGGACUGAAGGCAGGGCCUGACCUGGAACAGUGAUGGUGUUGCAUUAUUUCUGAAUUACUAAUUAUAAUGGGAGUCCUCCUCUCCUGCUCUGGGUGUACACAGCAUUCUCCUCACUCCCAGCCCCA